This is a messenger RNA of Aspergillus nomiae NRRL 13137, 2589 nucleotides long. Its product is annotated as tetratricopeptide repeat protein. Gene Ontology annotation, molecular function: protein binding. The record is from RefSeq and is a predicted model, not a curated record. NCBI's taxonomy places the organism in Eukaryota, Fungi, Ascomycota, Eurotiomycetes, Eurotiales, Aspergillaceae. The coding region runs from base 1 to 2589 and encodes 862 amino acids. The transcript has 2 exons.
AUGGCAGAAGGUGUCAACACUCUCCCCGAGAAUGAUACUGAGCGGGCUCUUCCCCUCAGUGAUUGGCUUGCUAUAAUAUCGGAUAUUUCUUGUGGUGCCAAGGACCGUCUCCUAAUCAAACACCUAGCAGACCUUGUGCUCGCAAUCGCUCUUCUUCGCGAAAGCGGCCGGAAGACAGGAGAUCCUAGCCAUGCAACCAUCUCGGACGCGGAUUUGGCCACCGUGUGGAACAUGAUACGAGACACGCUUCUUAGUGAUCUCUUUCGAGAUUCCAAUGUCCGAGCAUCUCGCAGUGCACAAGGGUUCCUGUCCGUUCCACUUUGCAGCAUAGUGCAGAACGGGAACAUCGAGGAACUUUUUCGGCUUCAUGUGUGGCUACCCGAUGAACAGCGAGGAGUUCCGGAGUUUGCGGUCCAUUCCCAUCAGCCAUUCGCACAGAGUUGGAUUCUCGCUGGCACCGGAGUGGACCAUUCAUUCGAUGUUCAGCCGACAGAAGAUCGAACGGCAGCCACCCAUGCGGAAUAUAAGCUCGUCUGGCAAGAUGCAAAAAGUACAGACGAGUCCUAUAAGACACAUCAGAUAUCAUCUACUGUCAAGAACACCGGAAACCUGGUGCGAGUGACGGCCAAGGGCACAGCGCUGCACACGCGCAACAUGAGCUACUCGAUUCCGGCGACUGCAUUCCAUCGCACAGAGGUUUCGCCCGAUACCUUGCACGCAACACUGUUCUUCUUCGACGCGUCGCGCGGCUUUGUGAAAGAAGCGCCAGUGUUGGGUCCCAAGGACCUUCACUCGUCCACUCAGCUGCGUGAUCCUGGUGGCAUCUCACCAGCAGCGCUAGCGACCAUAGUAGACGCAGUUCGAUCAUGGGAAAUAUUGAUGGAGCAGGGAGAACAGCAUGCCCAGCGCGCUGAGUGGGAGCAUGCAUUGCGGUCUUUCAGCCAUGCUCUCAGUCUCUGUGGACCGGGAGGGUCUUUGCCAGAGUCAGCAAACUACAAGAAUGUCGCACUGGGGAAGCUGGGUUAUACUAAUAGGCGAUUUGGAAGAUACGAAACGGCAGAGGGAUAUCUAAAGAGUGCCUUGGAUGGGCUUGGUUCCACACCAUUGCAUGUCGAGCUUCUUGGUGAACUGGGGGUAGUUUACCGCCAUAUGAAUCGCCUCGAAGAUGCGAAGCGAGAGUUCGAGAUUCAGUAUAAAAUAGCCGGGGAGCUAAAGCUAGAACAUGCCAUGUGCCGCUCCAUCGGGAAUUUGGCCAUGACAAACUAUCAGCUUUCGAAGGAUCUGCUGCCUCUAGCAAUUGAGCAGCUAAAAGAGCGCAUCCAUCUAGCUCGAUCUAUUAAAGCAUCCGUCGGAUCGGGAGAGCAAAGCCAGGCCAUCAUCUGGGAGACUAUUGGGCUGUCUCGACUGUCGCUCUGCUACACUGCCUGUGGUCUUGCGAAAGAAGCGAUUACCGCGGCUUCGGAAUCGGUGGAAGCUGCCCUCAGUACCAAAGACCCUACUGUAGUUGCAAUGUCCAGGUUUUUCUAUGGGCGCGCGUUGUAUCUGAGUGGGCAGUUGGAGCAAGCUUUACAGCAGUUCAAUCCAGUUGGGACCUGUACUCCAGCUAUGGCACUGUGCAAAGAGCCUUCAGAGGAGCAUUUAGGAUAUUUACGAGAGCUGGUAGAAGCUGGAGUCGACUUGGACCUCGUUGAUCAACAUGGCUAUAGUGCAUUGGAUUACGCUGUAUUUUGCGGCGACAAGCAGACUGAAAACGUUGUUCUUGACGGACUUCGCCGACAGUUUGGAGAGAACGCAAAUGACAAGCUCCUACAGCGACAAAGAGAGGCUCAAGUGCGAAAAUGCUAUCGGGAAUUGUUCCAGGAGAGUCUGCGACCCAUCCUUCUUGAAAGCAGGAAUGAUGUAAACCACCUCCAGCAUCUACGACGCGUGUAUGCCACGUCGCUUGCGGCAGACGAAGAGAAAACCAGUGUAUUCGACGGGCUCAAAUUUGUGUGGUAUCAGGACUUUGUGCGUAAUGGGCGACUUCCACGAUCGAACCACGGCCUGACGCAGCGUUAUCACGAUAUAAAGCCCGAGCUUGCGCCAGAUUAUAUCGUGUUUAUAUCAUAUCGAUGGAUCAACGGUGAUCCAGCGUAUGUAGCAUCACCGGACGACGCCAAUCACACCCAAUAUCACCGAAUGAUCCGAGCAAUCGAGGCAUUCAUAGACAUUCACGCCUCUAUCAACCGAGAGCGGCUGGGAAUUUGGCUGGAUUGGGCCUGCAUCGAUCAGGAUGACCCCUUGCCUGGGAUUGCUGCACUCCCUCUCAACCUUGCACAAUGUGAUACGGUAAUUAGCCUACUUGACGAUAGCUACCACAGUCGUUCUUGGUGCUCUGUCGAAGUUAUGAUUAUACAGAUACUACGACGGUCAUAUCAGUUGCAUUCAUGGUAUGAGCAUAAAAGAAUAGAAAACACGGAGCAUUGGGCAAUACAGGAGGGACCGUUAGAAUUUGAGGCGUCCGUUGCGGGUAAAUCAUUGAGCUCUGAAGAUGAUAGGCCCAGGAUACUGUUUUUAGAGAGACAAGCGAGAUUGCUCGGUCGGGCCUAA